This is a messenger RNA of Hemibagrus wyckioides, 1686 nucleotides long. Its product is annotated as cadherin-related family member 4-like. Gene Ontology annotation, molecular function: calcium ion binding. The transcript is spliced from 12 exons. The record is from RefSeq and is a predicted model, not a curated record. NCBI's taxonomy places the organism in Eukaryota, Metazoa, Chordata, Actinopteri, Siluriformes, Bagridae. Gene Ontology annotation, cellular component: membrane. Gene Ontology annotation, biological process: homophilic cell-cell adhesion. Bases 1 to 1686 code for a protein of 561 amino acids.
AUGAUAGCAAGAGACCUCAAUGAUCUCAAAUCUGAAGAUGAAAUCAACAUCAAAAUCAAAUCUCCAGGCUUUGUUGACCUGCCGGAAUGGGUGGAGGUGUUGGAGAGCACUGUUCCUAGAUCAGUGAUAGCACACUUUCACAUUCACAACUCCACCCCAGACCCUGAGCUUCACAUCCUCUCUGUGGCUCUACACGCUACAGUGUUCGAAACCCCCAUCAUCAACCCCACCAAUGUCUCCGACAGCUUCACAGCUCAGAUCAUGAGUGAGUCAGACUCUACAGUGUGCGCCUGGGCUUCGACUCCGCCUCCGGCUACAUCCAGAAGACUUUUCACGUCCGAGUCGUCGACGUCAACGAGCCGCCGGAGUGCGAGGCGAGGCUCCAGUUUCCAGGUGCUGUUCUCCCAGUGGAGGUUUUGGGUGGAGGUACGAGUUCCUGAGGAUGCUCCCCCCUCUGAGCUCCUCUACACGGUGCUCGCUAGAGAUCCAGAUGAAAAUGGCACCUUCACUGCAAGUAUCCUAGACACAUUUGAGAUCACUCAGGUGCUUCCCGUUUCCUCCGUUGGACAUUUUCAGAUUGACGGACGAGGGAGAAUCACCUCCAAUCAAACCUUCGACUACCAGAAUGGACCGCGAUCUUCCUGUUCAGAACGUCUCCGUUUUGGAGAACCAAGGAGAAGGAGGCGUGGUCGCGACCGUGAGAGCCGCCCCGAGUGUCUGUUUUACAUGUUUGUGAAACCGUACCCAUCGUUCAAAAUAGAGCUAGAGGACGGCGUCAUCAGAACAGCAUAUAAUCUGGAUCUCGAGGCAGACAGAACCUUAACACAGACGGUCCUUUUGGUUCGGGCCAUCAGCGUUCUGGAGGAUCGCAGCGGAACCGCUACGGUCACUGUAAAUGUCCUGGACGUGAAUGAACACCCUCCACCCGUUAUCAUUUUAACACUACCCGAGACCACAGAGGUGGGCCACAGUCUGGGCUCCAUCACGUGUCUGGACAUCGAUGUCAGCAACCACAACAUUUCUCUCACACUUAUCCAGAGCGAUGUCUCGCACCUCAGGUUCCGUCUGUGGGAAGGUCAGCUGCAGGUGAACAGCAGCUUGGAUUAUGACAAUGAAGCGGUUGCUGCCAAUUCUUUCCAGUACGAAGUGAGCGUCAUGGCUACUGACUCCUGGAGUCCUGCUUUGUCGACUGAAGUUCGUGUCCCGAUCACGGUGACUCCAGUGAACGUGUUCGACCCCUGGGUAGUGUCUCCACUGGUUCUGAUGGUACCUGAGGAUUCUCAACACAGGGCAGUAGUAGCUGUGGUGCAGGCUGUGGAUCAGGACUGGCCUUUUCACUCCAUCAGGCUCUCCAUUGCAGGGGGACACGCCCUUUUCUCUAUAGACCCCAUAGGAGGGCAGCUGUACUUGAGGUCUGAGCUGGACUUUGAGGAGAAGGAUUUCCACACAGUAAAGGUUCAGGCUGUGGACUUUGACCAGGACGUUGACCGAACCAACCUGAGAACAAGUGUGACGGACAUCACCAUACAAGUGCAGAACGUGAACGAUAAUGCUCCUGUGUGUGACCCCCUCUCAUAUGAGUCCACCAUCUUCUCCACUCUGGCUGCUGGAGUCUCCAUAGUGACCCUCACCUGCACAGAUGCAGACAGAUACAUGCUCACCGCCACCAUCACUAACGGUCACUGA